UGCGUUUUGAAAUUAGUCGUCUUCGUCGCUAACAAAAAUCUCUGCCAACAAAAAAAAUAUCUCACCGCUUCAGACCAAAAACUAAUGACACAUACCCGAGUCAUCUCGACCUGGACCGAGUUAACUCGCGACUUAGCUAUUUACUUGCUCUUCACGUUUUUCGCAAUCAAAGUCUUCAAAUUUCUCUUCUCCUGUAAUCGAACCUCUGAAAUAUCAUCGUUUUCGAUGGCGACUCAUCCCGAAGCUCUCCGACGAGAGCGAAUUCUCAACAGUAAACUCUACUUCGACGUUCCUCUUUCAAAGGUUUCGAUUAUCUAUUCAUCGUCUUAUGAUAUCUCGUUCAUGGGUAUUGAGAAAUUGCACCCAUUUGAUUCUUCCAAGUGGGGUAGAGUUUGCAAGUUCCUUGUUUCAGAUGGGUUUCUGGAGGAGAAAGCAAUUGUUGAGCCUCUUGAAGCUUCAAAGAUUGAUCUUUUAGUGGUACAUUCUGAGAACUACUUAAACAGCUUGAAAAGCAGUGCCACUGUCGCUAGGAUCACCGAGGUUGCACCAGUUGCGUUUUUUCCGAAUUUUCUUGUGCAGCAGAAAGUUCUUUACCCAUUCCGAAAGCAGGUUGGUGGGACGAUUCUGGCAGCUAAACUUGCAACAGAACGUGGAUGGGCGAUAAACAUUGGAGGAGGUUUUCAUCAUUGUACUGCUGAAAGAGGAGGCGGGUUUUGUGCUUUCGCUGAUAUUUCUCUCUGUAUUCACUUUGCGUUUCUUCGUCUGAGAAUCUCGAGGGUUAUGAUAAUAGAUCUUGAUGCUCAUCAAGGGAAUGGCCAUGAAACAGAUCUCGGCGAUGACAACCGUGUUUACAUUUUGGAUAUGUACAAUCCCGAGAUAUACCCUUUCGAUUAUAGAGCUAGGAGAUUUAUCGAUCAGAAAGUUGAGGUCAUGAGCGGGACGACCACCGAUGAGUAUUUGAGGAAACUAGAUGAAGCCCUUGAGGUUGCUUCGCGAAACUUCCAACCGGAGUUGGUAAUUUACAAUGCUGGCACAGACAUAUUAGAUGGUGACCCUCUGGGACUUCUAAAGAUAAGCCCCGAUGGCAUAACAAGUAGAGACGAGAAAGUCUUCAGAUUUGCAAGGGAGAAAAAUAUUCCUCUUGUGAUGCUAACCUCAGGCGGGUACAUGAAGUCAAGCGCUAGAGUUAUUGCGGAUUCCAUUGAGAAUCUCUCACGGCAAGGGUUGAUCCAGACACGACCGGAAUAAGUCAUAUAGCCAAAGACAGAGUUUCUUUGUUUUGUGUUUGUGUAUAUUUGUAUAGAGAGAGACCCUUAUGAUGUGUUUGUCACCUUUUGUAUAUGUGUACCUUUCCCUUGUUUAAUUUACUUGUAAGUUCAGUGUUGAAACGUAUUCAAAAGCUUUAUAUUCUGUUAAC
Arabidopsis thaliana (thale cress) is the source of this 1417-nucleotide messenger RNA. RefSeq names its product histone deacetylase 2 (gene HDA2). NCBI's taxonomy places the organism in Eukaryota, Viridiplantae, Streptophyta, Magnoliopsida, Brassicales, Brassicaceae. The record is from RefSeq and is marked reviewed. Gene Ontology annotation, molecular function: histone deacetylase activity; histone deacetylase activity, hydrolytic mechanism; deacetylase activity. Gene Ontology annotation, cellular component: nucleus. Bases 85 to 1248 code for a protein of 387 amino acids. The transcript has 12 exons.